UAUUUAAAAAAAAAUACAUAAUGGAUUAUUUUUCUGUUUUUAUAUUUACUUCUUCUAUUAAGUUAUUUUUAAUUCCAGCUUAUCAUUCAACAGAUUUCUAUGUGCAUAUAAAUUGGUUAAGGAUUACACAUAAUUUACAUUUAAAGGAUUGGUAUUAUGAUAAUUUAUCAAUAUGGACUCUUGAUUAUCCUCCUUUUUUUGCAUAUUAUUAAUUAUUUUUGAGUUACUUGUCAAAUUUUUUUGAUAAUUAAAUAAAUUAGAUAGUUAAUGAAGAAUAUUAAAGUUAUAACUGUAUAUUAUUUUUAAGACUAAGUGUUAUUUUUAGUGAAUUUAUAUAUGCUUAUUCAUUAUAUUAUUAUUGUAAAUAAGAAAAGAAAUAAAAUUGUAUCAUGAGUUUAUUUUUUUUAGUUUUUUUAACUUUGCUAAUGUUUUAAUAGAUAAUAUUCAUUUUUAAUAUAAUGGAUUUUUAUAAGGAUUAUUAAUUUUGAGUAUUUAAAUAAUAUUUUUAAGGGGCUAUUAUAUAUAGCAUUUUGCUUAAUUUUAAACAUAUUUAUUUAUAUUUUUCUUUGACUUUUUUCUUUUUAUUAUUAACUUAAUUUUGUUUAUUUAAAAAUUAAUUUCUUAUUUAAAAUUUUUUAAACUUUCUUUAUGUGUAAUAUCAGUUUUUUUUAUAAGCUUUUUUCCAUUUAUUGUUCAUAUAAAAUAAAUACUUAUAAGAUUAUUUCCUUUUGAUAGAGGUUUAGUUCAU
Molecule: messenger RNA, 748 nt
Organism: Ichthyophthirius multifiliis
Lineage: Eukaryota; Ciliophora; Oligohymenophorea; Hymenostomatida
Exons: 5
Biological process (GO): protein N-linked glycosylation
Cellular component (GO): endoplasmic reticulum membrane
Molecular function (GO): dolichyl pyrophosphate Glc1Man9GlcNAc2 alpha-1,3-glucosyltransferase activity
Source: RefSeq, a predicted model, not a curated record